AUAAAAAAUAAAACAAAAACCAAAAUGAGGUAAUCGGACAAAUGAUCAAGAUAACCCACACCAACAUGGCUGAUGGAAGGAACACUUGUUUUGAAUAGAGCGAUUUUAGCGUCUUAGUUCAUCACCAAGAGCUUAAAUAUGUCUUGACUGGUAUGGCAGAAUCUUAAGUGAGAGAGCAUCACAAUGGGCAACAAACACAGCUGUUGUGUUUAUCCUGGGGGAAGGUCGGGUCAUUCUGCUUCAAGUCAAAAGGGAGGAGGUACAGGUUCAGAACCAAACCCUGAGGAAGUCUCAGAAGAUCCACAGUGUAAUUUGCAACAUAUUAGUGAGCGCGAGCCAGACGAUUUGGAUCAGGACCCCAGCCUUCACCCGACGGCUGGCCCUCUCUUCCUUACCAAGUCAAAGCAGGUUAUAGAGAAUGGACUAGUCAGAAGAAGAAGUAGAAGUCAUUUGGAAGAUGGACGUACCCUCAAGAAAUCUUCCUCCUGCUCAACCAUCUACCUGGAUGACUCAACGGUGUCACAGCCCAACUUGAAGAACACAAUAAAGUGUGUUGCUCUGGCCAUCUAUUACCACAUUAGAAAUCGUGCUGAUAAUCGCAUUCUGGACAUAUUUGAUGAAAGGCUUCAUCCUUUGAGUCGGGAAGGAGUUCCUCCAGAUUAUGACAGACAUAAUCCUGAGCAUCGACACAUCUAUAAAUUUGUGCGCACAUUAUUUAAUGCGGCACAACUCACUGCUGAAUGUGCAAUUAUCACACUAGUCUACCUUGAAAGGUUACUGACAUAUGCUGACAUUGACAUGACCCCUGGAACAUGGAAGCGCAUUGUCUUGGGUGCAAUUAUUCUGGCCAGCAAAGUCUGGGAUGACCAAGCUGUGUGGAAUGUCGAUUACUGCCAGAUACUUAAGGAUAUAUCUGUAGAUGACAUGAAUGAAUUGGAACGCCAAUACCUAGUAAUGAUUCAGUUUAAUAUCAAUGUGCCGUCCUCUGUGUAUGCUAAAUAUUACUUUAGCUUACGUACGCUAGCAGAGGCCAAUGACUUGACUUUCCCAGCAGAACCCCUAAGUAAAGAACGAGCACAGAAACUAGAAGCUAUGUCCCGCAUUUGUGAGGGCAAGUAUGCAGAACAGUUAUGCCGUAAUGGUCAUAAAAAGUGGAGCAGUCUGGAUAAUGUCCAUGCUGCUUCUCGACGUUCAGUGGCUAUUCUGUCAUGAUCUUGGGUCCACAAUAGAAUCGUCACGCACAGAGGCCUGUAGCUUCAUCAGGGUAAAUGCCCUCAUUCUUUAUUUCAAUCCAUAGUGUGUUAACAGCAUUGUCAGUCCUGCUUGUCACUCACCUUUGGGACCAGGGAGUAAAUAGUAGUAACACGAUCCAUUAAUGUAAAGUCCGUUACAACAUGGUUCAAAACCAGAUAUGAUAAAUUGAGACAAGACGGUAUGAUGUUUGCAGGAAAUGAUCUUAGUGAAUUCAUUGAAAGCAUGAUACUAAACAUUGUUCAGAAGCACUGUUUCAUUUAGUAAAGUUGAAUUCCAUUACAAAAGUAUGUCUUCUAGAAAAGAGUCAAGUUCAGUCUGUGAUUAGUAAUGCAACAUUAAGGAGUGCAGAAGUGGAAGAGUGUUGAAUUCAAGAAGCGAAGUAUGUCAGUGUACACUCAAUGGAAAGUGUAUUUACCCCUGGCUGUUAGCAUGAGAUAUUUCUUAAGUAAUGAUAUACAAAUGAAAUAAAGCUUGAAGAGACAGCAUUAGCUGAUAUUCUGUGCAGUGAUUUAUAUGCAGGUGUCAUAUUUGCAUCUGCUACAGUGACUAA
Molecule: messenger RNA, 1804 nt
Organism: Penaeus indicus
Lineage: Eukaryota; Metazoa; Arthropoda; Malacostraca; Decapoda; Penaeidae
Gene: CycY
Product: cyclin-Y-like
Exons: 8
Coding region: 184-1212 (342 amino acids)
Biological process (GO): regulation of cyclin-dependent protein serine/threonine kinase activity; regulation of canonical Wnt signaling pathway
Cellular component (GO): plasma membrane
Molecular function (GO): cyclin-dependent protein serine/threonine kinase activator activity; protein kinase binding
Source: RefSeq, a predicted model, not a curated record